GUCCAAUUGUUGACUGCUCAAAAUGGUAGCCUGUAAUGGGCACUCGGAGAGCAACGUUGCUCUUGCCACAAUAACUCGCGAUUAAUAUAUCAAUCUCAAUAAAAACCACAACAUCUCCUCGAUAAACUAAUAUCGCCACAUUAACCAUUCGCUCUAAACCCCCAGAAACCACUGGACAAAAAACGUAAACAAUAGUGUCAUGUGUGACAAGUUUCCUUCUACGUGACUUACCCUCGAACGUGUGUGAAACCCUGAAGGGUUGUGGCCAUAUUUCAGUGUUAUUCACCUCCCGAGUGUGGCGAUAACCAGUGUGAAACGUCGUGAAAAGUGACCUUCUAUCGUGCCACCGAAUUUCCCCCCAGAAGCAGUGAAACCAAGUUCCCCCCCGACAUCCGGUGAAUCUCCCAGCUCCUUGGGUUCAGUACAAGACGCCUGUCUUCAUCCAGACGAUCCCUCAACUCUUCAUAACAAUCUCCAGCCCCUCGACCCCCUCGAAAUCCUCAAACAUCCUCCAACAAACCAUUCCAAACCCUUGAAUCCUUGAUGCAUUCAUCACUCCCCCUCACCAAAGACAAAGAGAAUGUCACCACCCCCAUAACCACCCCCUCCCACUCGACCACCCCAUAACCCACCUGUCACCAGGUUGGGCCAAACUAGCCCCCAACCCACACAGGUGAUGGAUCCAGUGGGUCCAUGGUACGCUUCGUACAACCGUUUGCCCCCAACCACCGGCACAUACCCAGGUGGCUCAACCCCCGACUUCCUCCCCCACCAACCCCCAUCAACAUCCACCCCCCUGCUCCUACAAUCCCACCCCUCCUCUACACUGGCUGGUCAACCGACCUUCAAUCCCAGUGGCUUCCUGACCCCUCCCUCAGUCAGCUACGAGGUAUUCACCCCAUUAUUCCACCCAUCGCCCCCAAAACAGCCCCACUAUGCUCACCGCCAAAUGUUGGGUCAGUCUGGAUCAAAGACUCCGCCCCCGGAGCCCGAGGGAAACAUCAGAGAUUACACGGGAGCCUCAAAUUUCUUUGAAAAUCAGGCCGCCCCAGGAUUGUCCUGGAAUCAGAAUAACCAGUUGCCAAGUCCCUUUGGAAUCCUCCCUCACGAAAGUGUGACAUCCUCCCCAGGUCCUGGGGUGGUCAAGCCAACAUACGAGAACAAUUUCAACAGUCCCUUCAACUCAGGCUCGCCUCUCAACAACCUGAAUCCAAUUCAACAGGAUGGCUUCAAGAGUGGCAACUUUUCUGAGGCUAAAAAGCCACGAGACCCUUCCCCAAUUGCCAAAUCAGUAGUCAACGUAGUGUCGCCAGGGUCUUCGGUUGCUGGAGCUCCAUUUUUCCAGCAGAUACCCACGACCUACAACGAUGAAUCAGGUCUGGGGGCUGCUGGUGCCCUCGGAAAUCCUGGGAGCUAUCCAGUCGCCACCACCAAAGUACAAUCACCCCUGCAGCAGUCUUGCAUCGUGUCAGCUCAAACCAAUCCAUCAGGAAAGGACUACAGACUCCAGGGGACACCGAGAACCCCCACAACGAUAUUCCAGGGUGCCAGUGCUCAAGAAAAACCUAGGAUAUUCGGCUCAAGUCCUGGAAAAACAACUACUGGAAGUGUUCCCACUAAAGCUCAGUCCAAAGUCUACCCAGACAUGGUGACAUCAGAGCUCCGAAGGGAUCCAAUAACAGAGAGCAGUCAGUCCUCACCAAUCAGCUUCUCCAUGAUGGAUACCAGGAGCAUGAACUACGCGCCAACAACCACCACGUCCAACACCCCAAAGCUCCAAAGCCAACGAACCCCUCCAAACCCUGGAAUUCCAACCCAGCAGUAUCACGUUCUGAAUCAACAGACACCAGGACAGACGUCCUACAGGCAUUACACAGGUCCUCAGGGUGAUCCUGAGUACCAUCAUCCCAGAUCCAAAUCAGCAGCUUCAACAGAUUCAGCUUAUUCUUCGAAUACCUCUCAAAAUGGACCUGAUUGUGGUGUGGUUGUUCCCAGGAGACCUAGUCCCCUUCAGGCCCACUCACAGGCGAGUCCUCUGGGGCACGUGCCAAGUCCUGCCUACCCCAUGUACAACAGUCCAAUGGCCUCCAUGUCAUCACCGUCUCCCUUGCAGCACGACACUGUUAACCAAUGCUCCAAUGCGAAUUACAAGGGAAGCCAGCAGGUGACACCAACUCCUCUGGACGUCACUGUACCCAGACCUGCGUCCCAAGGACAGGUGGGUUAUCCAUCUGUGAUUACAAGGGCUUUGGGUCCUGGGGAGACAAAGAGCUUCGCAGACAAUAGGUAUGAGAGGCAGGAGUUUGGGCAGAAACCAGUCUGCUGGGAGAACGAGAGACAAAGGAAAUUUACUGGUUACUCUGGGGACAUGGCACUUGCUCAAGGACAGAGACAGGGCUCAACGUAUUUCGAGGGUAAUCAGGUGCCCCUGCAAGACCUGAGCAGCUGCAGAGAUCCGAUGAACGUCAAAUCCGUACCCCAAGUUUGUCAAGUCCAGCAGCAAACUCCUGAUCUGCCGGAGGCCCAGAAGGACGUAGAAGACCGCCAGAGGAAGAUAGAUCCGUCUAAAAAACGAAGGAGCUUCGAUAAAACCCAGCCAGCCUUGAACGAACUUCCCCCAGCUCCAAUGACUGAUUACGUCAGCCGAGUGCCUCCACCAGCUCACCACAAUUCGAAUCAGCAGAAUCAGAAUGGUUACUAUGACUUCGAGAGGUGGAAUCUCCCACCAACAACUCCAAAGGUGUUUCCAAGUACAUCUGGCACUUUUGGAGCUCAAGGAGGCCUACAUUCUGGGAAUUUCGGAGGGGGACAGGCCCAAGGCCUGAUAGGACAUAACCCAGCACCGAUGCCCUACUUCCCAACGUAUCACGUACCCUCGGGGGCUCAUCCAAAUCACCCAGAGUUCCAGUCUAGUGUGGACAUUCCUUCCCUGCCCUUCGAGAACUCAAACAGCUCUCAGAAUCCUGAGUACCAGGACUUUCGUGAAGACCAGCCCAAGGUGAUAGUCCCCAACAUCGAGGAGGAAUUAGGAUUCCUCCAGCAGAAUGAGCUGGCCCAGCAGCAGGUGAAUCAACUGACGAGGGAGCUGAAGGCCAGCAGCAAGGACCCCAACUCGGGCUUCAUGACGAGUUACUUGAAGUUCCUUCAGGGAGAGCGAGAUCCAUCUCCACCAGCUAUGACAAGGGGGAGAAAGGCCAUUUGGAGAUCCAGGCCGUAUGUGCCACCAGAGUUGAACAGGUCAUGUGAGACCAAUGGGCAGGAUUCAAAGAUGCAGAAUUCAACGAAAGAGACACCGACUAUUGAUUACGCCAAUGACCCCAGAUAUUUCCCUCUGCCGAAGGAGAGGAAGAAGCCUUAUAUUGACUCCAGUGAUGAUGGUAUCGAGAGUGAGGAUGAUUUUCCUUUUAAAUUGAAGAGCGAGAAGAAGAAGGCCAAUGGCCCUGUGGAGGUGAAGCCUCUGGUGAAGACUGAAGUGCCGAGGCCGAAAAAGGGAAGGCCCAUUAAGCCCGGAGGUCCAACUGAUAGAAAGAGAAAGGCUGCUGCAUUGGCUGCUGCGCAGGCUGCUGCAGAUGCUGCAGCUGGAAAGCCUCCGAAGGAAGUGAAAGAAACGAAAAAAGAGCCCAAGGAACCGAAGAAGGAACCACUCCCUCCGAGAAGGGAGACUUCAAAACGAAAAGCCAAGGAACAGAUCUCGAGCAAACAGCUCCAAGAACACUCUGAUGGGGAUGAACAGGGUGACUCGGAUUCAGAUCCUGCUUGGACACCAGCUGAUAAACUUGGACCUGGGGAUUUGGAUAAGAAGAAGAAGAGGGGGAGGCCUGUUAUCAGUAAACGAGCGAAGAAUCUCCUCGAUACUGAGGAUUAUUCAUCGGCUGAGGUUGUCGUGAACAAGAGGGGGAGGAAGAAGAACGAAGUUAAGAAUGCCAUGGCCAAGGUCUCCUGCAAGAUUGAUGAGAAACUGCUGGCUUCGGUUACGGAUGAAGAUAUUGAUAUUUCUCCGUUCAAGCGAUACCCUGAGGAAGUAGACAACGGGUCAGGAGAAUUCGUUGUUAUGAAGGCAGAGCUGGAUGAGGAGUAUCCAGCAUUGUGGAGAAUAGAUGGAAAGACAUUGCUCCAGAAAUACGAACCCUUCUUGUCAAAUGGUAGAACCCUGUACAGAAAUAUAUCGACAUAUUCUGGGUGGGCGCCCCAAAAUCGUCACAUUUAUCAGCAAGUGCCUGUUAAAUUCUGGCAGCACAGUAAAAUGGAGACCAUCGUUGAAUUUCUGAGGGACGAAAUGCUUCUGGACGACUCCGAAUACGUCGAGAGACGUAUUAAGGAGUACGAGAUGUACCAGGAUCAUUUUGAAGUUUACAUACAGACACUGAUAUCUCAGGCACUAGAUUCAAAUUUUCUUACUGAGAUAUUCCAGGAACAGGACGAUUAUUUUUUGUCCAAUGUCAAGACAGUCGAUGAUAUGACGGAGGAGAGGAAACGUCUCCUUUUGUCCACGACAAAGUGGGGGGAGACUGUUAUCAGUGCUAUCUCCACUUGGCCAUGUCUCAAUAUUCUCAAGGAUCUACCUAGUACUGAGUACAGGGGAAAACAGUGUAAUGGGUGUCAACUCAGCAAGGUUUUUGCCAGAGUUCUUUUGUAUGGACAGCCGUACAAUGCUACCACCCUGGAGGGCUCGCCACCCGAUCUUAAAGUGCCUCAGGAAAAGGACUUUCUGCUAUGCAGAGUGUGUCAGACUAAAGUAGGACUCUUCAACAAAGUUGCCCAUCAAAAGUAUUUAAUGUUUCUCGAGUGUGCGAGGAGAGUCGCUGAUAAAAGGUUGGCUGAUCCCAAUAAAGACACUACGAUUAUUCUCAAUGAAUUGUUGGCUGAUGAGGUGUGGCUGAAUCAGUUGUUCAAAGAAGUUCGAACAAUUUGGGCUGAAAUAGACAACAUUGAGCAUCAAGUUCGAAUAAAAGAAAGUGCUAACAUUAAUCAAGGGCGUGAAAUUGAUUGUGAAACGAAUUGCAAUGACGUUCCCUCAGGUACAGACGCUAAAACAUUAAUCGAAGGACUCACCAAGGAUUCGCUGAUGACUGAUUCCGGUGUGAGUGUUUCGUAGUGAAAUUCCAGUGAUAAUUAAUCAAGAAAAAAAUCAUAAAUUCAGGUGUAAGGACUAUAUGAGUGAUAAAACUAUGGGAGAUGAUUUGAAUGCUUUGGAGGAGAGGGAAUUGUAAACAUUAGACAAUAGUAUUUUUAACAUUGAUUAGAGUUCGCUGAGGGGCAACGUAUGAAAAUGGUGUAUCAUAUUUACGCUGAGGGAAUUCUACUAUAGGAUUAUUCCGGGAAACGUGUCUUUUGCCAUUCGAGGUUAAUUUUAUUGUAAUUACCAGGAUGAAAACGAAUCAUUGGUGUGAAUAGACUACAGUUUAUAUUAUCUAUUCUAGUUGAUACACAAAUGGAUGAAAAUUUUAUGUCCUUCGAUGAGGGCAAGUGAUAAGAGCGAAUGAAUGUUAUAUACAGGUUAUGCAUCAGUUACAGCAUUGAUAAGUAUCGUCAACAUUUUUUAAUUCAACUGUGAGGAACAAAAAAAAAGUUCAGCUCAGUCAGUUCCAUUCUCACUGCAGAUAAGAUUUCAUAAUUUUAAAUGGACGGAUGGUAAAUCAGGUUUUCUUCAUUUCACGACUGAAUUCGAUAAUUCAUCCACAAAAUCGUUUUCUGUUCACAAUCUGGUGCAAUAAAGAGUCUGGAUUCAUUUUUUUGCUUAGUAUUUCGGUGGAUUUGAAAUUCUCGACUUCAAUUUUGGUUAAGCACAAAUUUUGUUGCAGCACAAACGAAAAACCUAAUUACGAUGUUAUUUAUCCACAAAAUUAAUUUCUACGCAAAAAUCAUUGGUAGUUUUUUUGUAAUAUUUUUAGGUGAAAAAAAAACUCUGUACAGGCCUCACAAUCUUCCAUUGGAUUUCUAUUGUUGGUAACUACCGUCUCAUUGAAUGGCAAUUAAUUUUUGUGUAAAAAAUAGUUAUAUAUAUUUUUUAACGCGUUUGACCCGCACAGAAUAUCCAUACGCCAUAUAUGGAGUAUGGAUAAGAUUGUACGUUGAAAUUGACUUUUAAUUUCUUAUCCGAAAGACUAGCUUUUCGUUUCUCAAGUAAUUGAUAACAAAAAAAAAUGUGAAAAAAAAUUGAGAAGAAAUUUUUUUCUAGAGAGUGCACAGGGGGAAUUGUAUUUUUCGAAGAUGUAUGAGAUUAUAUUUGUAAAUUGUAAAGUAUAUUGAAGAGAAUUUUCAUGAGGUAUGUGUGAAUGAGACAUACUGAAAUUACCGUUUCUUUUAUUUCAUUAUAUUUUUUUCGCAGAAUUUAUGAAAUUUGAAUUGGAUAAAUGCGGGCAUUUGGAUGACAUCACAAUUAUUAAUCCGAAACAAUUCAUGAUUCGAACGAUUGUAAGAUUGUUUAAGCGAUGAAGUGAUAAAAUGUCAUAAAAUAUUUGUCUAUUGGCUUCUCAAUGAAAAUGACAAGACUUGUUACGAUUUAUCAUUUCAACGCAGAUUUUAUUUCUUAUAUUUUUUUCUCAUGUCGUUUGUAAGAUACGUGCCAUGCAACAGAUGAUAUCAGGUAUGAUCGAUCUUGGGGAGAGGGGGGGGGGGAUUCAUCAAAAUAGGAGGAGAAAUCAGCCGAGGAUUUGAUGAAGUUCCUCACACUCUUCAUCGGAUAACCCAAACGCAUUGAAUUAUAAUCAACAAAGUAUUUGAAGACCGGUGAAUAAUGAGGAGUCGUAUUUUGCAAAUUUUUGUAACAGAAACAGAACUACCGAAUGGAAUUGUAAACUCGUGAGACAAUGACGUCAGUAUUUUGUUCGUUUACAGUUCAUUUUGUUGAAUGAUAUCGUCUUACUAUAAAUACAUAAAUAACUGUAGAUCUUUAAACUACUGGCAUAAUUUAUGUUUUUAUUAAUAAUUUUUGAAUAAAAAAAAUCGCAAAAAUAAA
Messenger RNA from Diachasmimorpha longicaudata, 6958 nucleotides. RefSeq lists its product as uncharacterized. The transcript is spliced from 5 exons. NCBI's taxonomy places the organism in Eukaryota, Metazoa, Arthropoda, Insecta, Hymenoptera, Braconidae. The record is from RefSeq and is a predicted model, not a curated record. Bases 677 to 5095 code for a protein of 1472 amino acids. Gene Ontology annotation, cellular component: nucleus.